Salvia miltiorrhiza (redroot sage) is the source of this 1833-nucleotide messenger RNA. Its product is annotated as E3 ubiquitin-protein ligase BOI-like. Lineage: Eukaryota; Viridiplantae; Streptophyta; Magnoliopsida; Lamiales; Lamiaceae. Bases 678 to 1682 code for a protein of 334 amino acids. Gene Ontology annotation, molecular function: ubiquitin-protein transferase activity. The transcript has 4 exons. The record is from RefSeq and is a predicted model, not a curated record.
GGUAAUAGUUGUAGGCGUAGAAAGAGGGAAGGACAGAUCGACGCAGUCAAAAAAGAAGGGUAAAAAAAAAGUGAACGGUAGCCAAUACAGCAAGAAAAGGUAAAAGACAGAAGAAUUGAUUCAGUGGUUGGGGAAAACGAAAAGGAAGCUGCCGUACAGUCAGAUAACACAAACAUACAGUGCAAAUUGAAUGAGUGAAAGAAAAGAGAGAAAAAUAAAUAAAGAUAGGAGAGAGAGAGGGAGAGAGAAAGGGCAAAAGUUUAGCCCAAAAUAUGGAGAAGAGAAGAAGAUUUCUUCAACAGCAAUGCGAAGGAGUAGUCCUCUUCUUAAUUUUCUCGCACCAACUACAAUGCAUCAUCACCAAUACCAAUGAAUGGAAUCCUUCUCCUCUCCCCCUUUUUUAUUUUUUCUUGUUUUCUUUCCUUACCAAAAACAACAAUAACAACUACAGCUCCACCACCACCAUCCACUUUCAUUAUUAUGGCAAUUAUUAUUCUUAUUCCCGUUUCCUUUCCUUCUCACUUCUCUCUCUCUCUUUCAUUAUUAUUGUUGCCUUGCACCACCAUCCCCUUCUGCCCAUUUCCCUUCAACCAACACCAAAAAUUUAACUAAGCAAUCCAACAAUUCUUUUCAAAGAUACUAUUUUUUUUUUCUCAAUCGGAGCUGAUUUUUGGAAAAUGUUAGGAGGAGGAGGAGGAGGAAGUAAUGGAAAUACGAUGUUCCCUGGUUUUGUGGAGGAAAAUCGUGUCCAAUACAAUAACAAUGCGUUGCCCCAACUACAGCUAUUUGCAAAUGUUCCAAUUCAGUGUGGUGCUGGUGUUGGGACCAUAAAUCAUGUCGGGAACAGGCACGCGCCCACUGAUAACCGCCCUAUCAACAGAGGUGGUGAUGGAGACAUGCAGCAGAAGCUUCACAUAUCUUUGAACAACAACUUUUGUCAGGACGAAGCUGGCCGUGUUGGAACCGUUUUGAACCCCAUUCCCGUAUCAACGGGGCUCAAACUGUCAUACGAGGAAGAAGAGCGCAACUCCUCUGUUACUUCUGCCUGUGAGAACAUGAAAACCAAUGUCCCUGUUAUGCUUUCCCUUGGCAACACCGUCAAAAUGGAGAUAGAUCGACAGACAGAAGAAUUUAGCCGGUAUAUUAAACUUCAGGAAGAGAAUGUCUUGAAGGGAGUUCGAGAGAUAAACCAAAGGCACUCGGUUUCUCUGUUAAACGCCCUUGAAAAAGGAGUAAACAGGAAAUUGCAAGAGAAGGAGCUCGAGAUUGAGAACAUGAACCGGAAGAACAAGGAGCUAGGCGACAGGAUAAAGCAGGUCGCCAUGGAAGCGCAGUCGUGGCACUACAGAGCCAAAUACAACGAGUCAGUUGUGAACGUGCUCAAGAGCAACAUUCAGCAGCUGAUGGAACAAGGCACGGCCCAAGCCCGUGAGGGGUCCGGGGAUAGUGAGGUGGACGAUGCGGUAUCAAGCUCAAAUCAUCAGAGAAUAAUUCUAAACGACUCGGGGAGUAAAAGACCCCUAGACCACCCUCCAAGAUGCAGAGCUUGCAACACCAAACAAGUGUCUGUGUUGAUUCUGCCUUGCCGGCAUCUAUGCCUGUGUACAGAUUGUGAAGGAUUCAUCGACAUCUGCCCCGUGUGCCAGGUAAUGAAGACUGCUAGUGUUCAUGUAUACAUGUAGCAAAGAAAUGUAUCAGAGCACUUGCAAUCAUCACGCACAUCUGUUGAUGAAGCUGUACAAACAUGUUUCUUUCAAGAAUUGCUUAUAAAUUACUCAUGUUUUUUACUUCCCACGAGAAAAGAAAUGGAAUUGUGACCAUUUGAUUUGUACA